Schistocerca gregaria is the source of this 628-nucleotide messenger RNA. RefSeq names its product clumping factor A-like. The record is from RefSeq and is a predicted model, not a curated record. The transcript is spliced from 3 exons. Lineage: Eukaryota; Metazoa; Arthropoda; Insecta; Orthoptera; Acrididae. The coding region runs from base 36 to 461 and encodes 141 amino acids.
GAUAGGCAGUUGCGUCGAGUCUUCGAUUAAACAAAAUGACUUCCAAACUGGUGAUUGUCUUCGCUCUGGCCGUAGUGGCUCAGAUAUCAGCGACACCCUUGUUUUUUAACGUGAUCCAAGAUGCCGUCGAGCACAUGAAAGACGAAGCCCAAGAGAUUGCCAACAACAUCAACCAGGGCAUACAAGAUGCAAUUAACCAGGUCACCAACAGUAGCAGCGAAGCCGCAGCCAACGCCACCGCUUCUGCUGACGACAGCAGCUCUGCAGCAUCAGCAGACACUGCGGCCGAGGAAGACACAUCUGACUCCGCAUCUGACUCUGCAUCUGACUCCGCAUCCGACGCCACAUCUGAUUCCUCAUCCGACUCCACAUCUGACUCCUCAUCCGACUCCUCAUCCGACUCCACAUCUGACUCUGCAUCUGACUCCGCAUCUGACUCCAGCUCUUCCAGCUCCUCAUAAAGAUAUGGGCUAGAGAGUGAAAAUGAGAUUGGGAGCUCCUAAGGCUGAGGCAGUUCACAGGCGUUAUUCCAAAAUUUCACCUUAUAGCUGUCAAUAACACGACUUUGGUAAUUAAAUUCCUGACAAUAACAGUGCCAAAUCUUAAAAAUAAACAUCUUUGACUCUCA